Schistocerca piceifrons (Central American locust) is the source of this 839-nucleotide messenger RNA. RefSeq names its product paired mesoderm homeobox protein 2B-like. Gene Ontology annotation, biological process: regulation of transcription by RNA polymerase II. NCBI's taxonomy places the organism in Eukaryota, Metazoa, Arthropoda, Insecta, Orthoptera, Acrididae. The record is from RefSeq and is a predicted model, not a curated record. Gene Ontology annotation, molecular function: RNA polymerase II transcription regulatory region sequence-specific DNA binding; DNA-binding transcription factor activity, RNA polymerase II-specific. The coding region runs from base 111 to 839 and encodes 242 amino acids. The transcript is spliced from 6 exons.
GGCCCGGCUUCGCUCCGGGCACAGCCGCAGGGGUGGAUACUCCGCCGAUAGACCCGUCGCACGCGAGGUCCGCUGCAUACUACGGCUCCAAGAUCGCGGGGCACCGAGGCAUGUUCUGCUAUCAUUGCCCGCCGUCGCUGCACCCUUCGAGCGCACCACGGCUGCCAACCUUAGAUUACCCCUUCACGCCGACGCAUCCCUACACGAGCUACUCCUACCACCCCGCCAUCCACGAUGAUACGUUCGUCCGCCGCAAGCAGCGACGCAACAGGACCACCUUCACCUUGCAACAGCUGGAGGAACUGGAGAGCGCGUUCGCGCAGACGCACUACCCGGACGUCUUCACCCGCGAGGACCUCGCCAUGAAGAUCAACCUCACGGAGGCCCGAGUGCAGGUGUGGUUCCAGAACCGGCGCGCCAAGUGGAGGAAGGCGGAGCGCCUCAAGGAGGAGCAGCGCAAGCGAGAGGAGCAGGAGAGGGGCAAGAGGGACCCCGACAAGGACGCCCUCGACGUCGACAAGGUGGAGUCCCGUGAGGGAGCGAGCCCUGUAGAGGACAUGGAGGCGGCGUCGACGUCUGCGCCAGUGGUGCACGCGGACACGAGCCGGUCUCCGCUGAGCUGCAGCGACGCUGGCGACACCGACGUCGGCGCGUCAGGCGCUCCCGGCUCCGCGUCCGCUUCCGCCCCCGCGCCGGCGCAGCAGACGGAGGCGCCGCCCCCGCUGCCUCCCCUGCUGGCGGAGGCGUCAGCGGCGGGGGCGGCGGCGGGCGCAGAGGCCAACUCGCUGCCCGCGUCCUACAGUCCCAGGUGGGUACCGCCGUCAUCGCCCACAUAUUAG